CAAGCCUAGAGAGGCUGUGGAAAUUUUCAAGAGCGGGUUUGACAGCCACUUCCCUGGGAUGGUUUAGUUAGGAGUGGGCAGGAGGCUGGACUACAUAGUUUUAUAAGGUCUCUUCCAGUCCUGUGAUCCCAAGCAGAGGGAGCAGAAUGCUUAUUUGAAAGAAGGUAUGUUUUAACGUUGCUUCAGCAGCACAGAAGUCUGCUUCCCGUGUAUGUCUUCAAGGGAGAAGAAACAGGAUGGAAGAGAAUAACCUGAGGGAUAAGACAAAGACAAGUGAUGACAGGCACUACUUAAACAAGUAUAAAGGAAGGACUACUAUUGAAGCAAACCAGUUCUUUUCAGAGGUGGAAGAAACGCUAUUUCAAACUUAGAGGUCGAACCCUUUACUAUGCUAAGGACUCAAAGUCUCUAAUAUUUGAUGAAGUCGACCUGUCAGAUGCCAGUGUAGCUGAAUCAAGCACAAAAAAUGUCAACAACAGCUUCACGAUAAUCACUCCAUUUAGGAGGCUCAUAUUGUGUGCUGAGAACAGAAAAGAAAUGGAGGACUGGAUCAGCUCUCUGAAGUCUGUGCAAUCUAGAGAACAUUAUGAGACCGCACAGUUUAAUGUGGAACAUUUCUCAGGGAUGCAUAACUGGUACGCCUGCUCCCAUGCCCGACCUACCUUCUGUAAUGUGUGCAGAGAGAGCCUCUCUGGAGUUACUUCUCAUGGCCUAUCUUGUGAAGUGUGCAAAUUUAAAGCACAUAAAAGGUGUGCAGUCAGGGCAACAAAUAACUGCAAGUGGACUACGUUAGCCUCCAUUGGGAAGGAUAUCAUUGAGGAUGAAGAUGGUAUAGCUAUGCCUCACCAGUGGUUAGAGGGUAAUUUACCUGUUAGUGCCAAAUGUGCAGUCUGUGACAAGACCUGUGGCAGUGUUUUACGCCUACAAGAUUGGAAGUGCCUUUGGUGUAAAGCUAUGGUUCACACUGCCUGUAGAGAUCUUUAUCCUCGUAAGUGUCCGCUUGGCCAAUGUAAAGUAUCCAUCAUACCUCCCACAGCUCUAAACAGCAUAGACUCUGAUGGUUUUUGGAAAGCUACCUGCCCACCAUCCUGUGCCAGCCCUCUCUUAGUUUUUGUUAACUCAAAGAGUGGAGAUAAUCAGGGAGUAAAAUUUCUUCGUCGAUUCAAACAGUCACUAAAUCCAGCUCAGGUGUUUGAUUUAAUGAAUGGAGGACCUCAUUUAGGUUUAAGGCUGUUUCAGAAGUUUGACAACUUCCGGAUCCUCGUAUGCGGUGGAGAUGGAAGCGUUGGUUGGGUUUUGUCGGAAAUUGAUAAACUCAGCUUGCACAAACAGUGUCAGUUGGGAGUGUUACCUCUUGGUACUGGAAAUGACCUUGCCCGGGUCCUUGGUUGGGGAGGGUCAUGUGAUGAUGACACACAGCUUCCUCAAAUUUUGGAGAAGUUGGAACGUGCCAGCACUAAAAUGCUAGACAGGUGGAGUAUUAUGUCAUAUGAACUAAAAUUACCUUCAAAGCCUUCUAUUCUUCCAGUUACUCCAGAAGAGGAAUCUGAGGAAUGUCAGAUAUCUGCCUAUGAGGAUUCAGUAGCUGCUCAUCUUGCAAAAAUCCUCAAUUCUGAUCAACACUCAGUUGUCAUAUCAUCUGCCAAGGUAUUAUGUGAAACUGUAAAGGACUUUGUUGCCAAAAUAGGGAAGACUUAUGAAAAAGCUAUGGAAAAUGCAGAUGAAGCUGAUUCCAUGACCCUUAAAUGUUCAGAAUUAAAUGAGAAGCUAGACCUGUUGCUCCAGGCUCUUCACACUGAAUCCCAGGCCACUCCCAUGCUGCCACGUAUCACUCCCCCCAUUGUGGAAGAAGAAGUGGAAGAGUAUUCAAGUGAAGAAUCCUUAUCUGAAAGCAAGGAGAGUGAAGGAAAGUCUUCUACCCAGAAAAUCUUCAAACCAAGAGAACAGUUAAUGCUGCGGGCAAACAGCUUAAAGAAGGCUGUAAGGCAGAUCAUUGAACAGGCAGAAAAAGUUGUGGAUGAACAGAAUGCUCAUACUGAAGAACAAGAGAACCAGUCUGCUCUAGAAUAUAGUAAAGAAUUGGAAGAAUCCAAGGAAGAGGAAAAAGAGGAAGAUACAAGGGAACAUGAAUUCCAGUCAACCAAAACUGCACCAAGAUCUCCAGAUCGACGUACAAGUCGAGCUGUCCAUUCUCAGACAGGCUCUUUCUCUGCCGCAGCCUUGGCAGCCAGUAAAGAAAACCUCCCAGUGCUUAACACUAGAAUAAUCUGUCCAGGUUUAAGGGCUGGCCUUGCUGCCUCUAUUGCAGGAAGUUCUAUUAUCAGCAAAAUGUUACUUGCAAACAUUGAUCCAUUUGGUGCUACACCAUUUAUUGACCCUGAUCCAGAUUCAUUGGAAGGAUAUUCAGAAAAGUGCGUCAUGAACAACUACUUUGGAAUUGGAUUAGACGCAAAAAUUUCAUUAGAAUUUAAUAAUAAACGAGAAGAACACCCUGAAAAGUGCAGAAGCCGGACAAAGAAUAUGAUGUGGUAUGGUGUACUUGGUACAAAAGAAUUACUGCAAAGGACCUAUAAGAACUUAGAACAAAAAGUUCAACUUGAGUGUGAUGGACAGUACAUCCCCCUCCCCAGUCUUCAAGGCAUAGCUGUGCUAAACAUCCCAAGUUAUGCUGGUGGGACUAAUUUCUGGGGUGGAACCAAAGAGGAUGACAUAUUUGGAGCACCAUCAUUUGAUGACAAAAUUUUAGAAGUUGUUGCAGUGUUUGGCAGCAUGCAGAUGGCAGUGUCAAGAGUCAUCAAAUUGCAACACCACAGAAUAGCUCAGUGUCGGUCAGUAAAGAUCACCAUCCUUGGAGAUGAAGGGGUCCCAGUGCAAGUAGAUGGAGAGGCUUGGAUUCAGCCCCCUGGGGUUAUUAAAAUUGUACAUAAAAACAGAGCUCAGAUGCUAACACGAGACAGAGCUUUUGAAAGCACUCUGAAGUCUUGGGAAGAUAAGCAGAAGUGUGAUUCCUGCAAGCCUGUCCUGCGGUCUCAGCUGUACCCUCAACAGGCCAUUGACUUGGCUACAGAAGAAGAAGUUGGUCAGAUCCAGCUGUGUUCACAAGCUGCAGAAGAACUUAUUACCAGGAUCUGUGAAGCAGCAAAAACGCACAGCCUGCUGGAACAAGAGCUUGCUCAUGCUGUCAAUGCAUGUUCCCAUGCAUUAAAUAAAGCCAAUCCAAGGUUUCCUGAGAGUCUUACCAGAAACACUGCCACUGAAAUAGCUGUCAAUGUGAAGGCACUACAUAAUGAAACGGAAUCUUUACUAGUAGGAAGGGUUCCUUUGCAAUUGGAAUCCUACCAUGAAGAACUGCUAUCUGAUGCUUUGCACAGUGUAGAGAUUGAGUUAAGAAAACUCCCUGAGAUUCCAUGGCUUUAUUAUGUUUUCCAAUCAAAUGACGAUGAGGAUCCCCCUCUGGAUUAUGCUAAAAGAAACAACAGAAGUACAGUAUUUCGCAUAGUGCCAAAGUUUAAAAAGGAAAAGGUCCAAAAGCAUAAGACCAGCUCUCAGCCUGUUCAAAAAUGGGGCACAGAUGAAGUUGCUGCUUGGCUGGAUCUGCUCAGUUUGGGAGAGUACAAAGAAAUCUUCAUCAGCCAUGACAUCCGAGGCUCUGAGCUUUUACACCUGGAAAGGCGAGAUCUUAAGGACCUGGGGAUAACGAAAGUGGGACAUAUGAAGCGAAUUCUCCAGGGAAUUAAGGAGCUUAGCAAGAACACACAUUUGUCUGAUGUGUAAUUAUACUGGUGCUAUCACUGGAGAGAGGAAGAACUGCUAGUUAAGCAAAGCCAUUGAAGGCACUUUGCUGUCUUUGUAGUUUACUAUAUGGAUGAGUAGGCACUGGUAUACCAUGCAAGUUAAUAUAUCUGUAGUCUUGUGUGGGGAAGAGCCUGAAGUAUGAAUCUGAGAGGUUUGGUGCCAAAAAAGAGGUUAUAAAUUCCAUGAUAAUGUUUGCUUAAUGUGUAAACUUGACCGGUUCAAAUAAGCACAUUUUGGUUAAGAGAUCUGUGUAUGGUGAAAUGUGUUGCCUGGAAAGUGUAAUUAAGAAACAGUUGCUUUGCUUUAGGUGGCCCAGUGUGGCUCCUUUUAAGUGCAGUAACAUAUCACUGUACAGCAUGAGGUAGUCUCAAUAUAUUUGAGACACAGCUGCCCUAAAAGGUUCUGUACAGAGAUGGAUCAUUUUUAGUUUUGCAUGUGAACUGACAUUGCCUCAGGUACCUAUCACUCCCUGGCCAAGGAAUAUGGUUGAAGACAACUUGUAUACCAUGAAUGCAAACUAUAAUGCAUGGUAUGCCUGCUUGAAUUGUCCGUUUUUCUGUUGCAUGGCACAUCUGGUAUUUUAAACACUUGAACAACUUUGAUAUCAGUUUUAAUAAGAUUUAAUUUAUUAAUACUUGUGCAUUUUUUUCUUUUGGGUUUUUUUUUUUUGGUUAUAGGCACUUUUCUAUUCAUUCUUCAGUGUUGUAUUUUACUUAAAUAUGUUCGGUGGCAAAGGACUUGUGAGUGUGAACACUUAGCGACUGUGCCAUAUUCAGCAAAUAAUGUGCAUUAUAUAUGAUUGAAACGUUGUAUAGUUAGAUCUUUAAAUUUGCCAUGUACAGUAGGUAUUUCAGGUCAUUAAUUUAUGAGUGUUUUGGAAAACCGGUACCUCACAAAAUUUAUCAGUUGGCUUGUCACAUGGAAAAUCACAAAGAUUUUUUUCUCAUGAUUCAUUUAAUGGAGUUCGUUGGUUACCUUGAAUAUCCGUAGCAUAUUUGAACUGUUAAGAAGUAACAAUGCCACUUUAUUGUGCCAAAAUGUUAAUGCGGUCCUUUUUUAAGUGAGCAGCAAAUUCAUUUUACAUAUCCUAUGUAUGAAAAAGUAAAAAAAAAAAAAAAGGAACAGCUAUGUCAAUUUGUGGGGUAAACUUUUAUUCAUACUAUUUUAAUAAUUUCUUUUAAAGGCUCAUAAAAUACCAAAACAUUGUGCAUAGCUCAUCUGCAUAGCUAUAUUCCACCUGUUUCUUGUUACUGCAUUGGUAGGUCAUACAAGCAGAUUUAGUAAAUGUGGUAAUACUUCCCGAAGCACAGAAUGAGCAGAAACAUGUCAAGAAUGAAUGUAGUUUAUACUGAACAUUAGAGCAGUUUAUAAAAAAAAAAAUAUGACUUAAACAAGAAGUAGCUUCAUAAUUGACAACUUAAUUUUUCACAAAGUAUUUAUAAUAGAAAACAGAAUGUAAAUAUCCAUGGAAGUUAAAAUUACAGGAAAACUACUGAAGUAUUUUUAGAUAAUAUGUUGAUACAAAUUUGUGUAUGGCUAUAUACAGUUGUAAGUAAACUUGUAUAAAAAAGAUCACUUUUUGCUAUUUGUGAGAAUGCAUCUUGCCAGCAAAAGAGCCUUGGCUUUUAUUAACCAAAUAUCCUCAGCAGCAGAAGCUUUGCUAACCCUUGAAAAUUAAAGAGCACAUUCCUAGAUAUGUAUUCAUUUGUAUUUACUAUCUGAUACUAGAGAAAAUUUGCAUUUGGUUUUAAAAAGUUUGUUUUUCACAAUGAAAGGGAACAGUGUCGAAUAUUACUAGGUCCUACUUUGACCAGUCUGUAUUGUUUGUCUUAAUAUGAGGAAGAUUUGUCCCUGGAAAGUAAAAAUCUUGAUGAUUAUUCUUUUUUGAAAAAAAAGACCAUAUGCCACUAUGUUGCCAAGAAAUAUGAAAAAGGGGGGGCAAAAAGCCCAAAUUAUGCUAAAGUACAUUGCUAUAUGUUCUUCUGCUGUAGAUAAAAUAAGAGCCAAUCCCAUGAUCAUCUGGCAUAGUAGAUUAUACUGGUAAUCAAACAAAGGAAUGAGUUUAUGUUCCAUUAAGUUUACAGCAACAACCAAAACAAACACUGCUUGCUAAGUGACAUUAUUUUUGAACUGUUGUAUUAAAAGGGCAUGCAAACAAUGGACAGUUUUUUAAAAUGUACUUAACACUGACCUCUUUAAAAGAUAUUCAGAUAGUAUCUGUCAUGUCUUCAUGAACCAUCUUUCCUUGCUUUCCUACUCCACUGUAAGCUACAGUGUUUGUAUUGUGUGGCAGCAUUCUAAUGUGUGAGUAUUCUGAGAGGAUUAGCCUUGUUCAUUCAAGUUCAUAAUUCAUAAAAGGGUUUGGUUUGCUUUCUUACAGAAUGAUUGCUCCCUUACAUGCUCACUGCUUUAUUACUCAAUGCAUAGAAUUGGACAUGUGGAGCAAGGUUUCUUAAGACUAGGCAGUGAUUGAAAGAGGCCUCCACAGAGUGCAGCUGGAAAGUGUGAGCCUCUCUUUUAAGCAGGAAAAAAUGGCUUAUGUUAAUAAUUAAACUUUUUUUGUCAUGCCUCAGAUUACCUCAGUGCAGAACGGAAUUUUUCAUUUAUUGUCUUUGUGUAUUAUGGGGUGUUUUUUUUUUUUUUCAAAUGAUUGCCAAAGAAUUUAACUUCAGUUAUAUAAGGGGAGGAUUUUUUUAAUGGACAAAGGUAUUUCAGAAUUUAUUUAUAUAGUUUUUGACAGAAGCCCAGGAAAGCAAAAUUUUGUGUGCACCUAUGACUUAAAACUUCAUUGAACAUCAGUUCCAUGUGCUGCUGAAGUAGAUCUAAAAUACAAGAAGGGAUGCCUUUACUGUGGGCAUAAGCUUGUAACCUUGUUUAGGGAAAUGGGUUUUCUACAGAAAGUAGUUUUUAAACACAGUGUUGCCAGCUCUGAGUUUAUUGUCAGUCGGUCUGUCUACAUCUGCAUUUAUACCAGUUUAAAUUUACUGCAUAAUAAGCAGGAAUAGGCUGGCAUCUACACGUGCAGAGCAGCUUGCUAUGUGCCCCUGUGGCCCCUGGGAGGAGCUCCAGCCUCCUGCCACAUG
Messenger RNA from Alligator sinensis (Chinese alligator), 6878 nucleotides. RefSeq names its product diacylglycerol kinase eta (gene DGKH). Gene Ontology annotation, molecular function: protein binding; ATP-dependent diacylglycerol kinase activity. The transcript has 30 exons. The record is from RefSeq and is a predicted model, not a curated record. NCBI's taxonomy places the organism in Eukaryota, Metazoa, Chordata, Crocodylia, Alligatoridae. The coding region runs from base 538 to 3774 and encodes 1078 amino acids. Gene Ontology annotation, biological process: lipid phosphorylation; intracellular signal transduction; diacylglycerol metabolic process.